Molecule: messenger RNA, 204 nt
Organism: Penicillium coprophilum
Lineage: Eukaryota; Fungi; Ascomycota; Eurotiomycetes; Eurotiales; Aspergillaceae
Exons: 1
Coding region: 1-204 (67 amino acids)
Source: RefSeq, a predicted model, not a curated record
AUGGGCAACUAUGGACUGAAAGCAAAGGCAGGCAGGGAGAUCGUGGUCGUGAUGCUUGUUUUGGGGGCGAUAUCCCUGAGUUCCACGAUUCUUCGGAUCGUGUCCCGGAGAAUGAGAAGCAUCAGAUUAGGCUUGGAUGAUUAUUGCAUGAUGGGUGCGACGGUAUUCUCGUCAAACCGCCCUUCUGGCAUUGUGGAAGACUAA